AUGGAAGAACAAAGCGAGUUCAAAUUCCCAGCAUUCCCAUACAAACCCUAUUCGAUUCAGAUCGAUUUCAUGAACGCUCUCUAUGAUUCUCUCAAUAAAGGAGGCAUCGCCAUGCUCGAAAGCCCCACCGGGACUGGGAAAACCCUAAGUAUCAUUUGCAGUGCUCUGCAAUGGCUGGUUGACAGAAAGAGACAACCAAAGUCCGAUGCUACAGCUGAUUUGUGUUUGAAACCAAAAUAUGUUGAUCAAUCUGCUUCAGAUGAUGAACCUGAUUGGAUGAGAAGCUUUGUGAUGAACAAAGACAAUGAAGUAUCACCAGAGAAGAAGGUCAAGGAGAAGAAGAAACUAGGGUUUAGAUCAAAGAAAAACAUUAAGAAAGAAAAUCAAGAACGUUUUAGAGACAUAUUUACUCAUACAGAAGAGGAGGAAGACACUGAUAACAAAGAGAAGAAUAAUUUGAAGGAGAAAAAUGGGGCAGAGGUAUUGGUGGGUGAGGAGUUUUUAGUGGAAGAAUAUGAGAGUGAGGAGGAAAGCCGUGGGCAACCGAAGAGGAAGGCUGGUGGAGUUUCAAUUAGUUCGUCGAGUGAUGAGAAAGAGGAUGAAGAUAGACUCGAUGAUGAGGAGGAAGAGGCACAUUUAAAGAUUUAUUUUUGUAGCCGGACCCAUUCACAGCUAUCUCAGUUCAUAAAGGAGUUAAGGAAGACUUCACUUGCUAGUGAAUUGAAGGUUGUUUUGUUGGGCUCCAGGAAAAUGUUCUGCGUCAAUGAAGGGGUCUUGUUUUCAGAGGUGUUGAAGCUUGGGAACUCCACUCGCAUAAAUGAGCGAUGUUUGGAGCUUCAAAAGAAUAAGAAAAGUGGAGUUUCUAAAAUGAAGGACUUGGGAGCUGGAGGAAGAAUACGGCGGACCAAGGCUUCCACUGGUUGUCCGAUGCUUAGAAAACAUAAACUACAGAGACAGUUUAGGAGUGAAAUCUCUCAACAAGAGCCUCUGGAUAUUGAAGAUCUUGUACAUCUUGGAAGAAGGAUUGAAACGUGCCCUUAUUAUGGCUCUAGAAGCAUGGUUCCCACAGCUGAUCUUGUGGUUCUUCCCUAUCAAUCUCUCCUUUCAAAAUCAUCUCGUGAAUCACUUGGUUUAGAUUUAAAGAAUAAUAUUAUUAUUAUAGACGAGGCUCACAAUCUAGCUGACUCUCUCAUCAGCAUGUAUGACUCGAAAAUUACUUCUUCACAGUUGGAGCGAGUGCAUUUCCACUUAGAGAGGUACUUUCAACGAUUUCGGAAUCUCUUAGGACCAGGAAAUCGAAGAUAUAUUCAAACUCUGAUGGUGCUCACUCGGGCUUUUUUAUGGAUUUUUUGUAAUGAGAUCAAGGACUCUUUAUGUGAUGCUGAAGAAUUUUCUGGAGCAAAAAAUUCGUUUGAUUCUUCCAUGACCAUCAACGAAUUCUUAUUUUCACUCAAUGUUGAUAACAUAAACUUGUUUAAACUGUUACUAUACAUCAAAGAAAGCAACAUUAUACACAAGGUCAGUGGGUAUGGAGAUAGAGUGGCUAGCUUGCAAAAAGAUUUAACCUUCAAAGACUCUGUGGAAAGUAGUGAGGAGGGAAGCACUUUAUCUGGUUUUCGAGCAUUGAUUGAUAUGUUAUUGUCACUGACAAAUAAUGAUGGUGAUGGACGAAUAAUAAUUUCAAGGACAAGGUCAACCUUCCCGGGGCAACAAGGAGGAUACCUGAAAUAUGUCAUGCUCACUGGCGAAAAAAUCUUUUCUGAGAUUGUAAAUCAAGCACAUGCUGUCAUACUGGCUGGGGGAACUCUACAACCAAUAGAGGAAACAAGGGAGCGACUGUUCCCUUGGUUGCCAUCAGAUCAAAUGCUUUUUUUUUCGUGUGGUCAUAUAGUCCCUCCUGAGAAUAUUUUACCAGUUGCAGUUUCUCAUGGGCCUUCUGGUCAGGCCUUCGAUUUCAGCUACAGUUCCAGAAGGUCAUCAACCAUGAUUGAGGAGCUAGGGCUUUUGCUUUGCAAUUUGGUCAGAGUGGUUCCCGAAGGAGUUGUUGUGUUCUUCUCUUCAUUCGAGUAUGAAGGACAUGUCUAUGAUGCAUGGAAGGCCUCAGGUGUUCUUGCGAGGAUUAUGAAGAAAAAGCGUGUGUUCAGAGAGCCUAGACGAAACACAGAUGUGGAAGGUGUCCUCAAGGAAUACAAGGAUACAAUUGAUGCAUUAUCUAGUGCUGAUCUAAAAGAUAAUCAAGUUCCUGACAAUGGUGCAAUUCUCCUUGCUGUAGUGGGUGGGAAAGUCUCCGAAGGUAUUAACUUUAGUGAUGGGAUGGGUCGAUGCAUAGUCAUGGUUGGACUACCAUACCCUAGUCCCUCUGAUAUUGAGUUGAUGGAGAGGGUGAAGCAUAUUGAGGGGUUUAGUGAUACAACUUUAAGUAGAGCCCCCAAGUUUUUAGUCAAUGAUGAAUGUCGCAGUGGGGAUGCUCAAGCUGGGUUCAACAUUCUAAGAAGUUGCAAGGGCAGAGGGAAAGAGUAUUAUGAAAAUCUUUGCAUGAAAGCCGUUAAUCAAUCAAUUGGUAGAGCGAUCCGACAUGUGAAUGAUUAUGCGGCCAUCCUGUUGGUUGAUGCACGCUAUGCAUCAGAUUCCUCAAAAGGAAGCUUUUCUCAACCAACGAACAAGCUACCAAAGUGGAUUCAAAGCCGUCUUAUUUCUAAAACAGGUAACUAUGGAGAAGUCCACAGGUUACUGCAUCAGUUCUUCAAAUUCAACAAAAAUAGAGGGGUUCAGUAGAGCAUUUUACUUAGUUUAUAUAAGCAGAAAAGAAACAACAUUGUGUUAGAUACGAAUUCAUAAAUGUAUUUAGCAACAAAGUGGGUAUUUAUUACAUACCCAAUAGUCUGAUUGGAGUUGUUGCCAGGAAGAUAGCAGGGGGCAGAAGCGAUAUAUCUGUG
Molecule: messenger RNA, 2936 nt
Organism: Ilex paraguariensis (yerba mate)
Lineage: Eukaryota; Viridiplantae; Streptophyta; Magnoliopsida; Aquifoliales; Aquifoliaceae
Source: the annotation of a GenBank genome assembly